Suillus clintonianus is the source of this 366-nucleotide messenger RNA. RefSeq names its product AAA domain-containing protein. Lineage: Eukaryota; Fungi; Basidiomycota; Agaricomycetes; Boletales; Suillaceae. The transcript has 2 exons. Bases 1 to 366 code for a protein of 121 amino acids. The record is from RefSeq and is a predicted model, not a curated record.
AUGUUGCAAGCGAAUAAUAAGCAGUUUCGUAUCAUCACCCCUUACGACGCUCAGCGGAGUUUAAUCGAGGAGGCUUUAAAGUCCAAAGAGCUCGAUUGGGAGGAUAAGUGUUUCAAUGUCGACUCUUUUCAAGGUAACGAAGAGGACUACAUAGUAAUCUCCCUCGUACGGUCCACGUCGCUUGGAUUCCUCACUGAUCUGCGCCGGACCAACGUCAUGCUUACUCGAUGCAAGAAAGGCAUGAUCAUCUGCACCAGCCAGAAGUUUAUGAAGCGGGCAGGGCAUAAGUCGCUUGUCGGCAACCUAUUAGAGUAUUACGAGCACGAGUGGGUGGAGAAGGAUGACUUGGAGAGGAUUGCGAUGUAG